Oncorhynchus mykiss (rainbow trout) is the source of this 1154-nucleotide messenger RNA. RefSeq names its product olfactory receptor 52K2-like. The record is from RefSeq and is a predicted model, not a curated record. Gene Ontology annotation, molecular function: G protein-coupled receptor activity; olfactory receptor activity; odorant binding. Gene Ontology annotation, cellular component: membrane. Gene Ontology annotation, biological process: G protein-coupled receptor signaling pathway; detection of chemical stimulus involved in sensory perception of smell. NCBI's taxonomy places the organism in Eukaryota, Metazoa, Chordata, Actinopteri, Salmoniformes, Salmonidae.
AUGUUGAGCAUGGAAUCACUGGCCAUAGCUCCAUCAGGUGUUUACCCAGCAUUCCUUUUUGGAACCCUUACGUACUGUUUCAUUGUGUUUUGUAACGUGACGGUUUUAUCCACCAUAGCCCUGGACAGAAAGCUGCAUAAACCCAUGUUUAUCCUACUCUUCAACAUGCCUAUCAAUGACUUGAUUGGUGCUACAGCCUUCUUCCCUCAGCUGUUGGUGAGCAUCCUGGCUCAGAACAGGUCCAUCUCCUACCCUGCAUGCUACCUCCAAGCUCUGCUCGUCCACCUGUACGGAGCUGGCUCCUUAACUAUCCUGACUGGCAUGGCUUAUGACAGGUAUAUUGCAAUCUGCUGUCCACUGAGGUAUAACUCCAUCAUGAGUUCCAAUAACUUGAUGAAAAUCAUCAUUUUCAUGUGGCUUUUGGUCAUUACCCUGAUUGUGGUUCUGUUGGCUCUGGUCACUCGCUUCAAGAUCUGCAGAACAACAAUAGUGGACAUUUAUUGUAACAAUCCGUCAUUGGUGAGGCUCAUUUGUGAUGACACACGUGUAAACAACCACUAUGGGUUGUUGAUAACAGCUGUCUUUCAGGGUGUAUCGUUGAUGGUGGUUAUAUUUACAUAUAUCCAGAUCCUGCUCAGCUGUGUCAUGAAUAAGUCAUCUGAUGCCCGGAGCAAGGCCAUUCAGACAUGUGGUACACAUCUUGUAGUGUUCUUAUUCUUAGAGUUCAACGCCUGCUUUAGCCUGAUAACUCAUCGAUUUGAGCAAGCAGCCCCUUCCUUGAGGAGGGCUUUUGGGGUGUCAGUUAUGGUGUUCCCUCCCAUUCUCAAUCCCCUCAUAUAUGGUCUAAAAACUAAAGAAAUUCGACAAAAUGUUCUGGGUUUCUACAAACGGAAGGUAUCUUCAGUUAAAUGAGAACAAAUACUGUGCAUCAGUCUGUAUAAUACAUGGCAUGGGCUUUAGACAGUUAAGGCCUUCCCAAUAAAAUAUAGAAAUUCUCCUUUGUAAAUCAGUCAAUGAAAAUAAGAGUUGUGUUCCCUCUUUUUGUGCAAGACAAUGACAACAUUUAUUUUUUGGGGGUUCAAAAGUGUAAUGGGUUAAGAUUGGUUAUGGGUUGGCUACAGCAUGUUGAGUAAGUUGUGUUUAACUUGUUUUGU